Closterium sp. Yama58-4 is the source of this 2055-nucleotide messenger RNA. NCBI's taxonomy places the organism in Eukaryota, Viridiplantae, Streptophyta, Zygnematophyceae, Desmidiales, Closteriaceae. The record is from the annotation of a GenBank genome assembly.
AUGGGCCCCCCACCCCAGCUGGUGGUGCAGCGGCUGCCAGUGACAGUGGCCGUGGUGAGCGGCCCAGUGACCUUCCCCAUGCAACCCCUAUCCCUCCAUCUGCUUCCUCCACCCCUCCGGUUUCACCCCCGCACCCUCGCCUCUCCCUCACAGCUGGUGGUGCAGCGGCUGCCAGUGACGGUGGCAGUGGUGGGCGGGCCAGUGGCGUUCCUCUCGGCGGGGCACAGGGGCCCUCAGCCGGUGAUGUUCAACCAGGGGCUGUAUGGGACGAUGGGGGAGCGGAGCCGCUCGCCAGCAGUAGGCUGGCUUUCCAUUGCUCUCGACACUCUAGUCCGCGCCUUCCCUCCCCGCCACCUCAAGCAGUGGAGCGUGCCCGGCCAAUCAGAGAGCGCCACAGUGGCGGAGCCCUAUUGGCUCAUCAACCUGGGUCUGCCACGUUGCAGCCUGGCCACGUGGGCGUCCUGUGAUGGAGCCACCAUCCUGCAGUCACUGCCUGAUGACGUGGACCUGGUGGUUGCUGAGCUGGCGUUAUCCGACCAGGGCGAACGCAAGGGGCAAGGCCCAGAGUCCUUCCUGCAGAUAGGAGGGGACGCAGGGGGAUUUGGAAGGAGUGAGGGCAGCAGCAGGAGCAGCGGUGGUGCUGGUGAAUUUCUUCUCCUUCUGCCGCGGCAACAGGGCAUGCAGAGAGGCAGAGCACCUGCUGCUGUGCUGGGGGGUGGCGGGUCGCUGCAAACCCCACCUCACAUGCGGCAAGGGGAGAAAGGGAACGAAGGAGGGUUGGACGGAGUAAAGGCAGCAGCGGGGGCGGCGGUGGUGAUGGUGGAUUUCUUCUCCUUCUGCCGCAGCAACCAGGCGUGCAGAGAGGCAGAGGUAUGUGGUGCGCAGUGGGAGCAGGCCGAAUGUGGGGAUGGCCGGGGCAAAGGGGCAGCGGUGGUGCGGGACCCUCCUCUCUCCUUCUCUGACGUCGGUCCGUUCUCCUUCGGCCUCCCGCCUCACCACCCCUCCUACCCCCACAUGGCGCCAGAGGUGGUAUCAGAUGACAACAUAACCGUGCUGGCUCAAUACUACAGCCUUCCAGUCCUGUCCACAAGAGACGCCUUCUUCACCCUCCUGGGCCAGCAGGCGCCAGGCUAUAAGUUGAAAGACAUAGCCACGACAGGCCUUUCCAACCUUCCACUGCACGUUGAGCCAGACUCCCCCACCUCCGCCAUUCCUGCCGCUGCCAUUCCUCCUGACACCGCCGAUGAUUCUUACGGCACUGCUGGUGGUGCUGGUAGCAGCUCCGUUGACUCAGUUGACUCCAUUGACCCGGUUGACCCGCAUGCCUUGUCUGGAGCCUUGCCCACGGCCCUGCAAGUGAGGACCAAGUACGCUGACGUCAUCACUGCCCUCUUCCACUCCGCGCUCACAGGUCUUAUCGACCGGUUGACAGAGGUCAACGCUGACAACGACACCCAGUCCCUCCUGCCCUUCUUGCUGCGCCCCCCACCACCCUUCUUCUCUCGCUGGCUGCACUCCACUGCCGCGUCGGCCUUCCUCCGCCCUGCCCUCCCCCACGCCUGCUUCUCCUUCCGCUCUGGUGCCGUCGCCCCGCCUGUUCUUGGCCUUCAAGGGUUCGCUCUGCAUGGCCUUGGGUCGUCGCUGGGGGUUCGACCAGGUCUGGUGGCUCAGAAUGAUGAUUCAUGGGUGGAAUUCAUACUCAACACAUCCAUCCCCCUUACAGUAAGCCCCGAUACAAGCAACUCGCAGCCCAUCCAGCUCACAACAAUUCCCACCGUCGUUGAAGUAUCCUACCUUGCGCACGCAAACGGUUCUUCAAUUUUUGGCAAGCUACAGUGCGUGGAGAAUUGCAAGUGUACUGGCGUGGUGGUAACCGCACUCAGCGCGUCACCCGUCCCUGUGAAAGAGUCGCGGUUAUUACUGGUGUCUCGCAGCAAUGCGUGUGUGAUGAGGGUGCAGGGCAGCAGGGGUUUCCAUGUGCUGGGGGUUACUGUGCACUCUGUGAUGCAGCAGCAGCAGGACCAAACCACUCAUGCCAUGCGACAAACUAUGUGA